ACUGGCAACAUGUGCACCUCUGUGGUGUGAAGUGUGACACAGCUGCUUUUUUUUUUUUUUAAAGAGGUUGCAUUUCCCUUUCGGAUACGCCAAGUACCCGACGUUACAGCGCACCUUGUGUAUAAUAGAGAAUCAUGAGCACUGUGGAGGAGGAGCCGGAUCACAUGAUACCAUGAAGACAAGCCUGCAGGUCCUGCGCUGCCAGCUGCUGAGUGUUCUAGCAUUCCUAGCACUGCCAGCAGGACUGUUGUCAUCAGCACAGGAGCCGCACCUCAUCCAGACGUCCCAGGACUCUGUCUCCAUGGCAGCCGCCCACAUCAGCCCCCUGUCUGCCCCCAAAUCCUCCCAGAUGGACUUGCAUCUGGAAGGCUCCGGUAGUGGGGAAUGGUCGUCCACAGGAGGCACUCAACCCUCAGACAUCAUCCUUCCUACUGUUACGCUCCACCCUCUGGCCUGGCGUCAUCUCACCCAAACCCAAACCCAAACCUCCAGCCUGGCUCAUGAAAAACCUCCCAUUCAUGACGACAGAUACUGUCACCCCAAACACUGUGAGCGCCACGCCAGAUCACGUGGACCGAAAGCCACGCGAAUCAUCCCCAGGAGCCUAGCCAGCAGCAGCAGCAGCCCUAAAUCUCCCAGCACAGAUGUCCCAAAUAUAGAUGUGGAGUCUGCUGCUAGAGGGGCUUCAAACCCCGUGGCUCUUAUGUCCACUCUGGGAACCCACCGACCAAGCCAGCUCUCCUCUAUGACCUCCCUCUCCUCUUCCUCAAUGGACGGCUUAAAUCUAAGGAAGCAGGCUCAGAGUGUCCAGGAGAUGGCUGCACACCACACCAUCACCCUGAGGGAGGUGCCUUCAAACCCAGAGCCCCCCACUGAUCCGCUGGUGACAGAGCCAACGUCUGUCUCUCCUGUCAAGAGCCCGCCAGAGAAUCUAGCUUUCACUAUGUCCACCCCAGCCCAGCCCACAGAGACCGCCACCAACACACAGAGUCCUACAGUCAUUCAAAACAACCACACUGUAGCCAAUGAGACCACCACCAAGGACAGUCAGGGUGUAUCUCACUUCACCUCACGGUCAUGGCACAGACAAUGUACCCAGCCAGGGAACAUAACCUCAUCUAGAGAUUUGCUCCCUACCAGCAGCACAGCCAAGGAGGCGCCUGCUCAGGAGAACAGCUCCGAGUCCCCUUCAACGGCCAGCAGGAACUCUCUUGAACAGAGGUUCCCCGCCACCACCGAGGAUCCCUCGACAGUCGGCAACAGCUCGGGCUCCACCAUCGACUCUCCCGUGUCCCGUAUGACCAUCUGCUUGAGCAGGAUGGAUAUUGUGUGGAUCGUACUGGCCAUCAGCGUGCUCGUGUCUUCGUGUUCCAUACUGUUGACUGUGUGCUGUAUGAGGAGGAAGAAGAAGUCGUCAAGUCAGGAGAACAACCUCAGCUACUGGAACAACGCCAGAGCAGGACAGCUGUCUACCGCCUAACGGAGACUACAGCGGCAGCAGCGUGGUCCUGGUUAACCCUUUCUGCCAGGAGACCCUCUUCAUCAACAGAGACAAAGCUUCUGCCAUCUAGAGACAACAACAAAAAAGAGAGACGCUGUUGGACUGAACUGUCAAAAAUAACUGCAUUCUCCUCUUCUUGCUCCCCCUGCUGUUGUUGUCUAUUUUAUAUAUGUGGUAAAUAUCCAGAGACUUUGACUUUAUACUGUAUAUUACAAACACAAAGAGCAAGCAAAAAGAAGAGUGACAUAAACAGACACUAUUUACUAUGAGGAUGCACCUGCAUAUUUUUCUGAUGUACAUUUUCUACAA
This is a messenger RNA of Scomber scombrus (Atlantic mackerel), 1810 nucleotides long. It is a transcript of the gene tmem108, whose product is annotated as transmembrane protein 108. Gene Ontology annotation, cellular component: axon; endosome membrane; early endosome. Gene Ontology annotation, biological process: postsynaptic density organization; dendrite extension; retrograde axonal transport. The record is from RefSeq and is a predicted model, not a curated record. NCBI's taxonomy places the organism in Eukaryota, Metazoa, Chordata, Actinopteri, Scombriformes, Scombridae.